Aspergillus mulundensis is the source of this 2550-nucleotide messenger RNA. Its product is annotated as Zn(II)2Cys6 transcription factor. The record is from RefSeq and is a predicted model, not a curated record. NCBI's taxonomy places the organism in Eukaryota, Fungi, Ascomycota, Eurotiomycetes, Eurotiales, Aspergillaceae. Gene Ontology annotation, cellular component: nucleus. Gene Ontology annotation, molecular function: DNA binding; zinc ion binding; DNA-binding transcription factor activity, RNA polymerase II-specific. The transcript has 8 exons. Gene Ontology annotation, biological process: DNA-templated transcription. The coding region runs from base 1 to 2550 and encodes 849 amino acids.
AUGCAGGGAUAUUCAUAUACGCCUCCUACAGGUCCUCCCCGCGAGGGCCAGAAGAACUAUGUGUUUGUUGAUGAGCAUAAUAGGCACAAAAGGCUCAAAGUCAUGCGUGCAUGCAAUGGUUGUAGGAAGCGAAAGAUCAAGUGUGAUGCUGCUACGACAAACACUUGGCCCUGUUCAGCCUGCACUCGACUAAAGCUUAUAUGCGUACCUCCGACUAUUGGCCAAGAGGGCGAUUUCUCUUCGGGACAAGGUCACGAAUCUUACCCUACCAACUCAACCGACACACUUAAUGCGCCAGAACCCUCGCAGUUGACUGCGUAUCAAACCUACCGGGACGGCGUUUCGCCUCAUGGACAGGUCAUCCAUCAGUACAGUGACGGAGUGGGUUCAUUCUCUCAUUAUUCGCCUGCCCAGCCGGGUCUUUAUGAAACAAGAUCGCCGCAUGAAGUCGUUGCAACCGAAUCAUAUCAGUCACAGCAGCUGUUUCCUGUUUCCCAAGCACAGCCUGUAGGACCCAGCGAUGGUAUAGAUUUUGGUGACCACGAGCAUUCCACCGCGGAGAAUCUCAGUGAAGUACUGGGCGAACUAAGAAUUGAUGAAACCGGCAUCGCACCAUAUAUUCGGCAGCAAAGGACAGACAAAACCGAGCCUGAAAUCCCGACACAGGACGAGGCGGAGGAGAGUCUGCCUCCACUUCGUACUGGAUCCGGCUCCAAAAUCCGCAUUCCCCCGGAACUCAUGCCUUCUGAUGAUGAAGUUAUGUAUUAUUUCAAGGUCUAUUUUGGCGAAAUUCAUCCCUACGUUCCGGUUGUUCACCGGGCGCACCUGUAUUACCAGUGGCAGCAUGAUCGAAAAUCCAUCUCGCCUCUUUUGCUUGAAGCCUUAUUUGCGUGCGCAGGCAGGUUGUCGGAUGAUCCGGCCCAAGGGGCGCAGUGGUUGGCGUUGGCGACUAGACACGAGUCUAGCUUCAUGGAUGUUCCACGCCUGAGCACGAUCCAGGCACUUCUCCUUCUCUUAAAAGCGCGAGAGUCAUUGCCUAAAAAGGGUUAUUAUUAUAGAUCUUGGCAAACCGUCAAGACAAUCAUAUCAAUGGCCAAGGACUUGGAUAUCCAUGAACACUACAACAACCAUGUCGAAGAAAAGACAUGUACUCUAAGCCCGGUUGAAUGUCUGGUUCAAACCAGGGUUUGGCAGGCCCUCCUGAUAGUUGAGGUCAUGAUAGGUGCUCCCCAAGGACGCUCUGACUAUGGCGUGGAUCCACAAACAGUCAACACGCAGCCUGAGCUCGACGUUGAAAACAUGGAUCAGUUUGAGAUUGAUCGAUCUAGGCAGUAUGCCUAUUUUGUUCGGAACGCCCGCCACAUUCGCAUACUUACUGAUGUUUAUCACAAAAUCAAGAGGCAAAAGGACUGGGGCUCUAAUUCAAAGUUCGUCGAGAACAACCCGCUUUUCGCCGACUGGUUGCAAAGCCUUCCUGCAGAUUUGCAGGUCAAUUACCCUCCUGACGGUUCCCCUCCCUGGAUCCCUUCUCAUUUCGUCGGGAAUAUGCAUUCACACUGUCAUUUGGGUAUAGUCCUUUGCCAUCGACCACAAUUGAUUGCCUCAAAGUUCCCUGCUGGUGGAAAUUGGAAGAUGCAUAUGGCGUUAUGCUACUCGUCUGCAAAGUGUCUCUGUAGGCUCCAAGAGGCGAUCCUGGCUCGUUUUGGGUUGUCGGGUCUUCUCUACAUGCAAAGAGGCAUCAAUUUCACCAUCUAUUGUAUAUUGACAUGUACAAUGUUGCAUCUGGUUGCCAUCACGUCUCCUGACCCCGAGUUCCAUACUGACGCGCGGGAAUACUUUACACGCCACAUGCGCAUACUUGAACGAUGCUCAUCGGCUUGGCCUAUGCCCGAGAUCCAAGCGCAGAUUGACUCUUUACGGCUUGCGUUUUCCGCCAACAUAAACCGCCCGUUUGAACUCAAAGCCACAUUUCCUUACGGCAGCCCUUCCGAACCGUACCAACCCAGCCCUACUCUCGAGACGCAAUAUCAUCCACAAUCCAGCCAGAUCUCCAGUCUACAAGAAAGAGCUGGCUUCCACCCUUACCCUAUAACUCCUCCGAUAUCGGCUGGCACUGAAGACUCCAAGUCCGGUACGCCGCAACUACACCCCCCAGGUAUACUCCCAACGCAUCCCGUCCAUACAGAGACCCCGUUGGUCGAUGAGAACAGUUGGGAUCCCACCCGUAUCAUCAACCAAUGGGACAUGGCAUUCUCAUUCAGUCCUGCUGUGAACACAAACUCGCCGCCAAUGGGAAUCCCUGGAACGUCGCAAGGGCUGCAACCUGCUCUGGUGGAUCAGUAUGCCUUGCAAUAUCAACAACCAGCUAAGCCAUUAGUCACACAAGCCUCAUCAGUACCCCAGCCACAGAUGAGUGGGCAGCCAGUGGUGUUCACAGCGCGCGAUUGGCAGCAAAGCGUGGCAAGCGUGUAUGAUCCGCAUGGUCUGAAAAGGAGAUGGAACUACUCGGUUGAUAUGGGAAUGGAGAAUAACGCCAAACGGCCUCGUUGA